CCGCUAUAAAUGAAAUUAUUCGAAUUUCUACGAUGCAUUGAUCUAUUUCAAUGUUUCUCAACUGAAGAUAGAAAGAAAGAUAUAAAAAAUUUUGAAGUAAUUUAAGCAAAAUCUUUCAAUCAAACUUUCUAGAGUUGAUAUAAUUAUAAGAAAGAAAAAAAAUUGUAAAAGAGGGAACAAAUGAUAGUCAGUGAUAGCUAUUAUCGUUACAUUUAACUUAAUUUGACUUGACUGAAUAUUAUGGAUAAUGACAUCAAUCGAUAUUGAUCAUAAUAAGAACUAUUAGUUGCUUAUAGACGUUGUUAAAUGCUAGUAUACCAUUCGAAGAAGAAACAUUCAUCAAUCUAGUACAAAUUAUUUAAUACCAAAGUUGAUAUGAGAAGAUAAAAAAACAAAAAUGCGUAAAGAUAAUAUAAUAUAGAAUAUAAAUACUUGUUAAGUGGAUACGUGUUUUUUCUUAAAGAAAAAAUUUUUAUUCAAAUUGCAUAUAAGAUAUUAGAAAUUGUAAUGUCACUUAAAACUAUAAUUACCUAUCCUAUAGAAGUUUGUCUUCGUUUAAUCGGCAUUUGGCCAUAUUCUUCGUAUAAAAUUGUACAACGUGUUUUUUGGAUAAUCGUGAUGAGUAUCUCCACAGUAUUCCAACUUUGGUAUUGUAUUUCUUAUUUUAAAACAGCAGAUUUACCUGAUUUGUUAGAUGGCAUAACUGUGACUUUGUCAAACACAGUCACGUUCAUUAAAUUGAUUAUUCUUUGGUUUAAUUAUCGCACACUUCACAAUAUAUUAAUAGUUGUAUUUGAGGAUUGGAAUAAUCGUGUUCUUACUCACAAAAAAAAACAGUUUAUGAUAGACAAUACCUAUUUGUGCUCUCGUAUUUCGAAUUUUUUAUUUGGCAUUUAUUCGAUGACAUGUAUCUUAUAUUCGAUAAGUACUAUGCUGAUUUCCAAUGAUACUAAUAAUACUAAUAAUCAAUUGAUUUUGAAUAAUAAAAAAUUAUUACUUAAAAUGAAGUUUCCCUUCGAUUUCACGAUUUUUCCACUUUAUGAAUUCAUUAUAAUUGCACAAUUUGUAUUUGAAUAUUCUGUAGCUUUCACGGCUGGGAUGUUAAUGGCAUUUUCUGCAGCAUUAGUAUUACAUAUAGGUAGUCAAAUAGAUAUUACAUGUCAAGAAAUUAUUGAAAUUCCAAGCAAUAAAGAAGAAAUAUCAUAUGUGUUAAAAAAUAUUAUUAUCAAGCAUCAAAGGAUUCUUCGUUUAUCUGAAAAUGUUAAAUAUUUAUUUCUAUAUACAUCAUUGAUACAAUUUUUAUCAAAUAUUUUAGUGAUAUGCUUUCUAGGAUUUAUUCUUGUAAAUGCUUUAGGUACUGAAAAAGGAUCUACAAUAUUCAUAAAAUGUUUCCCUUAUUAUAUUGCUGCGAAUUGCGAAGCGUUCAUUCUUUGCUAUACAGGAGAAUAUCUUAUGUUUAAGAACGAAAGCAUUAUUGAAGCUGUAUACAAUAUGCUUUGGUAUAAUUUAAAUCCGCAAGACAGUCGAAUUAUAUUGCUGAUUUUAAUACAAGCUCAAAGACAAUUGACACUUUCAGCUGGAAAUUUUGUGACGCUUUCUGCUGAAACUUUUGCUAGUAUGCAAAAAGUUUCCGCUUCAUAUAUUUCAAUAUUAAUGGCGAUGUAUUAAAAAAAAUAACUGCGCUGUAUUAUUGAACUUGUUGCGAGCAUUAAAUUAUUAUAGAAAAUAA
Messenger RNA from Apis cerana (Asiatic honeybee), 1729 nucleotides. Its product is annotated as odorant receptor 85b. Gene Ontology annotation, biological process: detection of chemical stimulus involved in sensory perception of smell; sensory perception of smell. Gene Ontology annotation, cellular component: plasma membrane. NCBI's taxonomy places the organism in Eukaryota, Metazoa, Arthropoda, Insecta, Hymenoptera, Apidae. The record is from RefSeq and is a predicted model, not a curated record. Gene Ontology annotation, molecular function: odorant binding; olfactory receptor activity.